GCCUGCCUUACGUAAUCCACCUGGAUUUCCGCAUCCGGCAAUUACCUUCUGGCCCCUGCUCUGUGUUCCGCGUCGUUUUCUUUCUGCUUGAGCUUUUUAUUGCCUCGAUUUGCUUGAUAUUUGAUAUAUCCAAAGAAGAAGAAGAAUAAUAACAAUAACAGGCGGAAAUACACGUGAUUUUUUUCCCCUGAAUAUCCCGAAAUAAUCCGACUCAACAACAUACGUGCAAAGGAAACUCGAUAGCUCAAUACAAAACAACUGCACCUCGUCCUCCAUAUCCGUCUCGAUCAACUCCCUGAUCUAGAAUCCGUUAGAGACUAAGAAACAAGGAAACUAAGACUUCCCUUUCCCUCUCGCCUUUUCACUUCCCCUCCGACGAAGACGUCCCCUAUUCCCUUGGUCAGGGCCCCUUUCAGCGACCCCAGUGUCCUCAAUUGAGCUCCCUCCAGCCAUGUCUGUUACUCAAAUCUCUCCCGCGGCGGGUGCGCCGAAACCCCUCGAGAAAAAGCCUAUCAAGUUUAGCAAUCUACUACUUGGGGCUGGUUUGAAUAUGUUUGAGGUCACGACGCUGGGACAGCCGCUGGAAGUGAUCAAGACGACUAUGGCCGCCAACAGGAGCGACAGCUUCGCCGGCGCCAUGCGUCGGAUUUGGGGUCGUGGCGGUGUACUUGGCUACUACCAAGGUCUCAUUCCGUGGGCCUGGAUUGAGGCGUCCACCAAAGGCGCAGUCCUUCUCUUUGUCGCAUCCGAAGCCGAAUUCUAUGCCAAAUCUUUCGGAGCCAGUGACUUCGUCGGCGGCAUCAGCGGCGGCAUGGCUGGCGGUAUCGCGCAGGCUUACGCUACCAUGGGCUUCUGCACGUGCAUGAAGACGGUCGAGAUCACCAAGCACAAAUUGGCAGCGACGGGCGUGAAGCCUCCCGGCACCUUUGCGACCUUCAUGGAUAUUUACCGCAAGGAGGGGAUAAGGGGAAUUAACAAGGGGGUGAAUGCGGUGGCGAUUCGACAGACCACGAAUUGGGGGUCGCGAUUCGGGUUGUCGAGAUUGGCGGAGACGGCGAUCCGCAAGAUCACUGGGAAAGAGGAGGGUGACAAGCUCAGUGGGUUUGAGAAGGUCAUUGCGUCCGGGCUUGGUGGUGGGUUGUCGGCAUGGAAUCAGCCGAUCGAGGUUAUUCGAGUUGAGAUGCAGAGUAAGACGGUUGAUCCCAAUCGUCCGAAGAAUUUGACUGUUGGUAAGACAUUGAGGUAUAUCUAUGAUUCCAAUGGGUUGAAGGGAUUGUAUCGUGGCGUUACACCCCGGAUUGGGUUGGGCAUUUGGCAGACUAUUUGCAUGGUUGCUUUGGGUGAUAUGGCCAAGGAGACCGUCGAGAAGCUAACAGGUGACAAGGUGACCGCCAAACACUAGAGAGCUGGCGGAUAUAUGAAUGGCGGCUGGCAAUUAUCAUAAAUUCUCAUCUUACCUUGGGAGACAAACUCACUUUUAUUUCAGUCGAUGCAUCUGUAGUUUCGCGGUAUCUUGAGCCAUUGAUAAUUGUAUAAUCGACUUGUUCUCGUGUUGACUAUUUUCCGUUGCAGCGAUUACCCCCCCCGCCGUUUCUAUAUUCGCUUAUUUUUGUGCUCUGUCUGGAAUUACAUGAGUAUACUUGUUUUUGUUUUAUUCCUGGUGUCUUUUAGAGCCUUUACAGGUUACAUAUACGAUGUAAUACAAUUAUAGAUAACCAUUUAUCAUUUUAUAUUUACUUUUUGGUUUUAAAUUUAUUUUUUAAAUUACUUUAUCAUAUAUAUUUUCA
Blastomyces dermatitidis ER-3 is the source of this 1787-nucleotide messenger RNA. Its product is annotated as mitochondrial DNA replication protein YHM2. The coding region runs from base 452 to 1402 and encodes 316 amino acids. The record is from RefSeq and is a predicted model, not a curated record. The transcript has 8 exons. Gene Ontology annotation, molecular function: tricarboxylate secondary active transmembrane transporter activity. Gene Ontology annotation, cellular component: mitochondrion. Lineage: Eukaryota; Fungi; Ascomycota; Eurotiomycetes; Onygenales; Ajellomycetaceae. Gene Ontology annotation, biological process: alpha-ketoglutarate transport; mitochondrial citrate transmembrane transport.